Molecule: messenger RNA, 2465 nt
Organism: Amoebophrya sp. A120
Lineage: Eukaryota; Dinophyceae; Syndiniales; Amoebophryaceae
Source: the annotation of a GenBank genome assembly
CCAGAAAUUGCAAGCAGGCCUGUUGGCUUUACUCUUAAUGCAACAGCGCUUGUGUAAGUGUAUAAAUAUCUAUGGAAUGAAAGCCGCAGCCUUUUACGGUUUGUGUUGCUGUCUUCUACUUCGGGUUUUGAUUUCAUCCUUUCGGAAACAGUUGUCAACGACUAUUUAAAACCGGAAACAGUUGUCAACGAUUAGAAGAGCUUUGCAUAGGAGCAGCAUUUUCUUCACUUUCGCAUUCCAAAGUUACAAAAUAACAAAGCUCAACAUUUUUUGUAAAUACCCGAGAAAGGUGGAGAAGUUGCUGCUGGCACGGACGGAAAAAAGAUUGACAGCCUCACUCGCCGGGCUGAGACAGAGGGAUGAGAGCUUUUUUCACCGGCUUGCGCAGUGGCUGGUGGUCAGCACCAGUGUGGACGCUGACCACAGUGGUUCUGCUGGUGCACGACGUUGCGGCCCGCAGCUACCUGGACCUGGUGAGCAGCCAAACGGACAACGUGGACAUGCGCAGAAACGAGGACCACUGGACGCCACCGAGCCCGGACGGGCGCAUGCGAAAGGAUGCGAACGACCUCACCUUGAACGGGCAGCAGGAGCACGAAAAGAAGAUGUUUGCGCACGACACUGCCGACUUGUGGAACGUGGUUCUGAAGCACGCUGGAUUGCAGACCUCGCUGGUGGCGGACGCGGUGGAAGCGCGGGCGCACCAGCGACGCACCAUUCUCGGUGUUCACGAACAUUUCGCCGCCCAGGUGCUUGCGAGCGUGGAACGGCAUGCCUACCGACUGUUCUCCAUAGAUGCCGACUCACAUUGGCACGAGCUGUCUCAGAAUCUGCAGCGUCUGGCCGAAGUGCUCCGCCCUUCCGGGGACAGGGAAACUCCCUCGGUUGGGUUGAAGCUGCGCCCGGGCUACAACCCGGAAAACGCGCAGGCGCUGGCUUACACCUACACCUACACGAUGCGGCCGCAGUUUGCGUGGCACAAGGGCCCGUUCAGUGUGUGGGUCAUGAAAAACAUGGCCGAAAUGCCAGUAUCCGGGGUUGUCUACGACCCAGACGUCUGGAACCUGGCCAAGCAGCCGCAGACGCUGAUUCUGAUCCACGAGGGGACCCACGCGGUGCUGGGAACGGAUGACAUCGAGUAUGCGGACGGUUUGAUGAACCAGCGCCCCAUCGAGACACUGACACGGCGGGAGCAGUUCGCUAAUGCAGACAACUACGCUUACUUCGUCACGAUGGUGAUUUGGUAUGGACACUAUAUUGCUUUUCUUCGACCUGCUGAGUGGUAGCAAUUUUUAGGUUUUGAUCUUUACCAACCUUUUCUGAAAGAAAAGUGAAAGACGAAUGCAGAAACUGUUUGCUCCCGAAAAUACAGGGACCUCGUGAAAGCCGGUAGCGAGGCUCCGGAACACCUCGCCAAAGCGUUCGCGGACACGGAUGACCUGCUCGCCGUCUUCACUGUUCAAGAAACGGGGAAGUUCAUGCUCGACAUGCCGCACCAAGGAUGGAGCAACCAGGAGGACAAGCAGCGAUACGAACGCGCCAUCGUGGAACUCGUCAGAACCCACCUGCGCCCGGACACCUGCACGAGACGCUGCGCCAAAGACAUCGGCGAUAUGAAUUUUCCGCGUAAAAAGUUAUACUCUCGACCAAUAUUUAUAAUUUCCUCGGAUCUUUCAUCUAUUCAUUUUCAUUUUUGGGCGCAGCAAUGAGAGAUGCAUGUUACUCGAUGUGGCAUAGGUGAGCGUAUGUAGAUGGAUACAAGAACCAACUGAAAAAAAAAAUCAAUUCCACAGCUGUACCCUACGCCCUUCGGCACAAGCGGAUGCGGCAGAAUUCGGAGCCCGGGCCUUUUGAUGUGAUAGAGCACGUAACAGACGCAAUCAAAAUGAUGCGGCUUCUCUGCAUGAAUUUUGAGUCUACAGCCGAUCCGUCCUGUGCUUGAGCUCGAGGCAGCAAUUCUGGGCGACGUAAGUUGAUAUAAUGGAUACACUUUUUCUCUACCUCUAGUAGAAGAAUACUCACCCAUGUUUAUAGAUAGAGAUGGUUGAGGUUGUCCAGCUGUAGUUACUCUUGCCAGGGCCUUGGGCUGAAGAGUCAGAGAAAGCGGGGCGUCGCAAUGCUCAUUUAGAGCUUCCGUUGAACAAGAUCAAAAACGAAUCAUUUCUGAAUGACACUGGCACUUUCCAAUCUCACCAUCACACGAAAGAACUUUUUGUCAUCAUGGAAGUAUUGCAAAUCUCUAUGGUCAACACACAAAUUUGUCGGGUUGGGUUGUCAUGACAGACUGCGAUGAUGCCAUGGGCCAGACCCUUCUGAUGGCGUUUUCCGGAGGAAUCUGGCUGUGGUUAUGGCGCCCAUCCACGUCCUCGAAUGAUCAAGUUGCUGUGCGCUAGGAAUGCGCGGCGGAUGUACUUAUGAAAUAAAGCGCACACAUGUUGAUUUUCCAAUUCCGACAUUGGGAUUGC